Molecule: messenger RNA, 942 nt
Organism: Neodiprion fabricii
Lineage: Eukaryota; Metazoa; Arthropoda; Insecta; Hymenoptera; Diprionidae
Exons: 6
Coding region: 45-875 (276 amino acids)
Source: RefSeq, a predicted model, not a curated record
AAAAUAUUUAAUUCAACGUUGUACUAAUAUUCACUUUUAUCAGCAUGAAGACUAUUGCGGCUCUGUUACUUAUUGCCGCCGUGGCAUCAGCUAUCGAGUGGACCGAUCUUCGUGUGAAAUGGGAAUUUUGGUUGCUCGACCCAUUCCACUGGUCGAGUUAUUAUCAGAUGCCACGCACAAAAGCUGAUGCCAUUUCCAAUGACUGGGUUGAAGUGUCUGGUCUCAGUUCCUUGGAUUUGACUGGGUAUUGCCUGGAUGGUGACGGUCGCGUUUGUCUUUAUUAUGAUUCCUACGGGAACGUUGCCGCUAUUCAUGCCGGUAUGCUCGUGAGCGAUGUUGCAGAUAUGCAAAGUAUAUACAACAUGUCGGUGUUCAACCAAUAUGAGAUAAAAACGAUAUUCGAAGAAGAGUACUGGACUAGUACUCUCUUAUUCAUAUCCCCUGACGAUAUUGCAGCUGGUGGUCGCGACGAAACGAAUGAUCUCACCGGCACUGAAGGAAUAUGGUUCGUAACCACGGACGGAUAUAUAACAAUUCCCAGGAAUGUAUCAGAUUGGGAUUCUGCAUGGACGAAAGAAAACUGCAUUCCUGAAAUGGGCACUCACUAUUACUACGCGAUGAAUACAUCAACCGAGUGUACAGCCUUCCAGCCUUGGUUCUUGUUGGAACAAGAUGGCGAGCUGAGCGGUGUCGGACUACAGGGAUUCGGAUCAACGACUUACAAAAGCCGAAACUGGUAUGAGGAGGUUCCAGCCGCCGCUAUCAGGCCCACAAUCCCGACGACCUCAGAUUGUGUCGUAGAAUGGGCUGCCGAAUACGGUGUAAUUUCAAUGCACAUUUACUUCACUUCCAAACCAUGGGAAUACUGGUGCUAGUUGCAGAAAUCCAGGUGCAAAAAUGUUUAUGGCUGAAUAAAAUUCUAUGAUUAUUGUGAAACAAUUA